Molecule: messenger RNA, 2352 nt
Organism: Magallana angulata
Lineage: Eukaryota; Metazoa; Mollusca; Bivalvia; Ostreida; Ostreidae
Exons: 3
Coding region: 260-1609 (449 amino acids)
Source: RefSeq, a predicted model, not a curated record
CCUGUUCGGUGUCACUGGCGGUGUAACAUUACAGUAUACCCACUUAUCUGUAUCUGAAUCCAUCUACAGCCAGUGAGAGCUACAGGAAAAGCACUGUAAUCCGGACCCACUUCCUGGACAAGCCCGGGAUAACUUCUCACUGAUUUGAACCAAGGAAUUUUAGAGAUACAUUUCAGACUUAACAAGCCACAUUCAACUUAUCUUGGUUCUGGUGUAGUUUGUCAGAUAUUUGAUCGUCAAAGUCAAAAGGUAAAAUAAAAUGGAAGAAAUUUGCUCUGAUGAACCUGCUCCAGACACUGAAACUGAAAAUGACAGUCUACGGGUGUCCAGAGAAAUCACAAGGAAUAUUUCUAUGAAGAGGGAAGGGAGGUCCACUUUUGUGACAUUCAAUGACUUCUUCACCAAGGACCCGCUAGAUAACUCUAUACCUGUUUGUACAUUACGGGAAUCAAUAAGUUCGGAGCCCCUGCCAGACUCCCCAGGAUCCCAGAGGAGAAGUGUAUUGGACAGUUGUACCCCGGACUCUACCCCUCGAGAAUCAGUGAUCUCGGAAACCGCAUCGGACUUACCGGAAUCUUUAACAGCAGACGACACUGAGCAAGACCAUGUUGAUGGAGAAAAAGAUGUUCCAGUUAUAUCGACAGAAGAUCAAAAAGACAAGAGGUCAUUUGAAAAUCCAUUAACUAAAAACGGUGUUGUUCCGGCCUCAAGUAAUUUCGUACAAAAUGGUACCGAUACCACAGCGCACGAAGAGAACUAUUUUGAUCCUGAUAAAGAAGUGGAAAGCGGGCUUGAAAAUAUCGAGGUUUUAGAAACAACAAAUGAUGGCCAUAUAUGGGCGGCAUUCAGAAAGGAGAUAUCUGAGAUUGAUCCGCAUGGAAAGGUCAUAUUUAAGCAAGAACUGGACGUGGUUUUGAACGAUAUUGCUGUUCUUGGGUCCAAUUCCAUCUUUCUAGUUGAGUCUCAGAGCAAGACUAUUAGAUUUUUGAAAAUCGAAGCAGGGGAACCCGUGAUUUCUAUAUUUGAUGUGUUAUCUCCAGACACUCCAGAAAAAAUAUGCAUCAAUACGAAAACUAGAGAAAUCGUAACUACGGUUGUCAGCAAUAAAGGGAUUCUCUUUUUCAAGCGCGCACGGACUUCUAUCAAAAGAUACCAUUACAGUGGAAAAUGUAUCGAUGAAAUUAGCCCCAAACAUGACGGAAAAAUUGUUUUUGACAACUCUCUUGAUAUGGUCUCAAACGGAAAUGGCGACUUAUGCAUAGUGGCCACGAAAGGACCGUCUCAUUUUGUUGUCGUUUUUGACCAUUCAGUCAACUACCGGUUUCUUUAUCACGGCGAGGAAGGAAAGCAGGCCUCUUUCCGACCGACUUCCGUUUGCGUAGAUUGUGAUAAUAAUAUCUUAUCCCUAGACUCGAAUAGUCGCUCGAUUCAUAUCAUUAAUCAAAACGGAAAUUUUCUUAAAAUAUUCAGUCCUUUUAUUGGUGGUCCGGGGACUCCAAAGUUGAAAGCCUUUUGCGUUUACAAGGAAGACAAACUGCUUGUUGGACAAGAUACAGGAAAAAUUCGUGUAUUUAAAAACCCAAGCCUAUCAGAUGUAACAAAACUGUAGGAAACCAUUAGUAUACUUUAGAAACUUGAAAAGAAAGCAUAGGGACAGUUAAUAUGACAUAUUUCAUUGGCUAUUGGGGUACGUAAGAACUGUCUCUGAAAGCAGAAGGUCUCUUGGUGACAGUAUAAAAUAAAUCACAUGCAUCAAUUUUAUUUUAUUGUGUCAUAAAAAUUCUGUUAAAUUUAUGACUAUAGAUAAUACUAAUUAAAAUUAUAAAAAUCCAUAAUUUAUACUUUUUGUAUAAGCACAAGGUUUAAUAUUGAGAAGACUCUUUUUUGUCUUGUCACUGGUAAACCAUUGUUACGGAUUAUCGAGAAAGAGGUCACUUUGAACGUUUUACAGCAUUUGUUUUGUAGUUAUGAAUUAAAAAUUUUAUUACAUAUUUUUUAUAGCUAUGAAUUAAGAAUUUUAUCACAGAUUUGAUUGAUUGCUCUCUGUGUGUUUCUGUAACAAUAAUCAUAUACUUUACGCAGAAAUAACCCAGAUUACAUUGACUUAGUUUAUUCUCUGUGAACAAUGGAUAUAACUAGUGUUUUCAUGUAGGUUUAGUUUUGAAAGAAAUGAGAGCAAAGGGAAUGAUAGAAGAUCAAAAAGGAUAUUUUUCUUAAACCGAUAAAUCGAAAAUGCGUAGUGACAUUUAAAGGGACUAUAAAUAAGAAAAGAUUGGAAAUUUAUACAUGUAUGUAUAUGAGCAUUGGGAAGAUGAAUUAAUUAUGAAGCCUUAGUAUUAACUAAAUAUCUUU